AUUAUUCAGUAUAUGGCCUUGGGCUAGUUCCUUCCGGAGCCUCAGUUUUCAAAUCUGUUAAGCAGCCGUAGCCACCCUGCGUGCCCUACUGCGUGAGCGGCAUGCGGCCCCCCCGACCCUGUCCGGCGAACUCCGGCCUGCUGUCCGGCACCCCCGGGAGGCCCUGACACCCUGGGGCGCUUCUGCUGUGUGCAGGACUACGUGGGGGUUUGCCAUGGUGACAUAACGGGGCGCAGAGGAAGGAAGGAGCAAGACCAGCCUGCAGACUGCGCCCCUGGCUGGGGGAAAGGGCCGGGGGCUCCCGCCCUCCCCGCCGCCGCCCGCUGAGGGCCGCUCUUCCCGCGCGCAUCGCUGCGAAUCUUGCCUCUCCGGUGCGGGGCCUGGGGCGACCGGGCAGGCUGGGCCUCCCGCGGCCGAGGCCUCGGGGACCAGGAUGCCGGCCGUGGCGUGCCUCCGGAGGCUGUGUCGACACCUGUCCCCGCAGGCCGUCUUCUUCCUGCUGUUCAUCUUCUGCCUGUUCAGCGUCUUCGUCUCCGCCUACUACCUGUAUGGCUGGAAGCGGGGCCUCGAGCCCUCGGCGGACGCCCCGGAGUCUGACUGUGGGGACCCCCCGGCCGUGGCCCCCAGCCGCCUGCUGCCGCUCAGGCCCGUCCAGGCCGUCACCCCGUCCCGCACGGACCCCCUGGUGCUGGUGUUCGUGGAGAGCCUCUACUCCCAGCUGGGCCAGGAGGUGGUGGCCAUCCUGGAGUCCAGCCGCUUCAGGUACCGCACGGAGAUGGCGCCCGGCAAGGGGGACAUGCCCACGCUCACCGACAAGGGCCGCGGCCGCUUCGCGCUCAUCGUCUAGAACAUUCUCAAGUACGUCAACCUGGACGUGAACCGGGAGCUGCUGGACAAGUACUGCGUGGCCUACGGCGUGGGCAUCGUCGGCUUCUUCAAGGCCAACGAGAACAGCCUGCUGAGCGCCCAGCUCAAAGGCUUCCCCCUCUUCCUGCACUCGAACCUGGGCCUGAAGGACUGCAGCAUCAACCCCAAGUCCCCGCUGCUGUACGUGACGCGGCCCAGCGAGGUGGAGAAGGGCGUGCUGCCCGGCGAGGACUGGACCGUCUUCCAGUCCAACCACUCCACGUACGAGCCGGUGCUGCUGGCCAAGACGCGCUCCUCCGAGUCCAUCCCGCACCUGGGCGCCGACGCCGCGCCCCACGCCGCGCUGCACGCCACCGUGGUCCAGGACCUGGGCCUGCACGACGGCAUCCAGCGCGUGCUCUUCGGCAACAACCUCAACUUCUGGCUGCACAAGCUCGUCUUCGUGGACGCCGUGGCCUUCCUCACCGGCAAGCGCCUGUCGCUGCCGCUGGACCGCUACGUCCUGGUGGACAUCGACGACAUCUUUGUGGGCAAGGAGGGCACGCGCAUGAAGGUGGAGGACGUGAAGGCCCUGUUUGACACGCAGAACGAACUGCGCACACACAUCCCAAACUUCACCUUCAACCUGGGCUACUCAGGGAAAUUCUUCCACACAGGUACCGACGCGGAGGACGCGGGCGACGACCUGCUGCUGUCCUACGUGAAGGAGUUCUGGUGGUUCCCACACAUGUGGAGCCACAUGCAGCCCCACCUUUUCCACAACCAGUCGGUGCUGGCGGAGCAGAUGGCCCUGAACAAGAAGUUCGCUGUCGAGCACGGCAUCCCCACGGACAUGGGGUACGCGGUGGCGCCGCACCACUCGGGCGUGUACCCCGUGCACGUGCAGCUGUACGAGGCCUGGAAGCAGGUGUGGGGCAUCCGCGUGACCAGCACGGAGGAGUACCCGCACCUGAAGCCGGCCCGCUACCGCCGCGGCUUCAUCCACAACGGCAUCAUGGUCCUCCCUCGGCAGACCUGCGGCCUCUUCACACACACCAUCUUCUACAACGAGUACCCCGGCGGCUCCAGCGAGCUGGACAAGAUCAUCAACGGGGGCGAGCUCUUUCUCACCGUGCUCCUCAACCCCAUCAGCAUCUUCAUGACACACCUGUCCAACUACGGGAAUGACCGCCUGGGCCUGUACACCUUCAAGCACCUGGUGCUCCUGAACUCCUGGACCAACCUGCGGCUGCAGACUCUGCCCCCAGUGCAGCUGGCUCAGAAGUACUUCCAGAUCUUCUCUGAGGAGAAGGACCCGCUCUGGCAGGACCCCUGUGAGGACAAACGCCACAAAGACAUCUGGUCCAAGGAGAAGACAUGUGACCGCUUCCCCAAGCUCCUCAUCAUCGGCCCCCAGAAAACAGGCAGGUCUCCCCCACUCCUGCUCUCUCAGGCCACAGAACCCCGGGCCUCAUCUGGAGAAGGGUGGAGGUGCGGCUCCCAGGGACAGCAGGGGCCGGCGGAGGCCCAGGCACGGCCCAGGGAAGCGCAGGACGCGGGGCCCCGCACACCACCGGGCCUCCUGCCUCUCAGCAAACCCCGUCGAUGGUCACACCGUGUGCCCGGGGCCUCCGUCCCCAGUGGGCUGGACUCCGAUGCGCACACCGUGUGCCCGGGGCCCUCCAUCCCCAGUGGGCUGGACUCCGAUGGUCACACCGUGUGCCCGGGGCCUCCGUCCCCCAGUGGGCUGGACUCCGAUGGUCACACCGUGUGCCCGGGGCCUCCGUCCCCAGUGGGGCUGGACUCAGGUGCUCACACCGUGUGCCCGGGGCCUCCGUCCCCAGUGGGCUGGACUCCGAUGGUCACACCGUGUGCCCGGGGCCCUCCGUCCCCAGUGGGCUGGACUCCCGAUGCGCACACCGUGUGCCCGGGGCCUCCGUCCCCGGUGGGCUGGACUCCGAUGGUCACACCGUGUGCCCGGAGUGGGGUCUCCUCCGUCCCCAGUGGGCUGGGACUCAGGUGCUCACACCGUGUGCCCGGGGGCCUCCGUCCCCAGUGGGCUGGGACUUCCGAUGGUCACACCGUGUGCCCGGGGCCUCCGUCCCCAGUGGGCUGGACUCAGGUGCUCACCACCGUGUGCCCGGGGCCUCCGUCCCCAGUGGGCUGGACUCCGAUGGUCCACACCGUGUGCCCGGGGCCUCCGUCCCCAGUGGGCUGGACUCCGAUGCGCACACCGUGUGCCCGGGGCCUCCGUCCCCGGUGGGCUGGACUCCGAUGGUCACACCGUGUGCCCGGGGCCUCCGUCCCCAGUGGGCUGGACUCCGAGGUGCUCACACCGUGUGCCCGGGGCCUCCGUCCCCAGUGGGCUGGACUCCGAUGGUCACACCGUGUGCCCGGGGCCUCCGUCCCCAGUGGGCUGGACUCCGAUGGUCACACCGUGUGCCCGGGGCCUCCGUCCCCAGUGGGCUGGACUCCGAUGGUCCACACCGUGUGCCCGGGGCCUCCGUCCCCAGUGGGCUGGACUCCGAUGGUCACACCGUGUGCCCGGGGCCUCCGUCCCCAGUGGGCUGGACUCCGAUGGUCACACCGUGUGCCCGGGGCCUCCGUCCCCAGUGGGCUGGACUCCGAUGCGCACACCGUGUGCCCGGGGCCUCCGUCCCCGUGGGCUGGACUCCGAUGGCUCCAACACACCGUGUGCCCGGGGCCUCCGUCCCCUGGGGAGCCCGCUUGUCGCCCUGUGUGCCCAGGGCGCGGCCCAGACUCCAGGUGUCCCCAUCCCGGUGGGCCCGUUGAGGAGCGCGUGGUCUGCGCCCCUGCAGUAACCCCACCCCGGCAACUUGACGUAAGUCCCGGACACAGCUCGCUUCUCAACCUGUGUCUCCCGAAGAAAGCAUGGCGGUGUCCGCAUCUGAAGAGGUCCGGGAGUGAAAUCAGGGCUCGUAAGCGUGGCGCGCCGGUGAGUGGCUUGUUCGUGGUUAACUGGGGAGAAGAAUCUCGCUGGACUUUCCUGCCCCAGCUGGCUUCAACCCCCAGCCCUCGGGUCUCAGGCUUCGGAGGAGCUGGGAUUUCAGAUGUGGCCACCUCGCCUGCCUAA
Messenger RNA from Perognathus longimembris pacificus (Pacific pocket mouse), 3940 nucleotides. It is a transcript of the gene Ndst1, whose product is annotated as N-deacetylase and N-sulfotransferase 1. NCBI's taxonomy places the organism in Eukaryota, Metazoa, Chordata, Mammalia, Rodentia, Heteromyidae. Gene Ontology annotation, cellular component: Golgi apparatus. Gene Ontology annotation, molecular function: deacetylase activity; heparan sulfate N-sulfotransferase activity. The record is from RefSeq and is a predicted model, not a curated record.